Drosophila biarmipes is the source of this 807-nucleotide messenger RNA. Its product is annotated as probable GH family 25 lysozyme 3. Bases 4 to 807 code for a protein of 267 amino acids. NCBI's taxonomy places the organism in Eukaryota, Metazoa, Arthropoda, Insecta, Diptera, Drosophilidae. The record is from RefSeq and is a predicted model, not a curated record. The transcript has a single exon.
CUCAUGGUGGGCUAUAAAAGUGCCAGAGAUCUGGACAGCGGCACACACAGUUCGAGGAGCCAUUGUCCAGAAAUGAUCUACGCAAUUCUAGUGCUCUGCCUGCUGGGCGGUUCCUUGGCCCAGAAGGCGGACAGGGAGAGGGAUCCCCUGCCGCAGGUCAAGGAUCAGAGCACCCGGCUGGCCGGCAUCUAUGUGAAGGAUGGCAACGAGAACGGGCAGCUGAGGUUCCUGGCCUCCGGACUCAACAGUGGCAGCAGCAGCAGCAGCAGCAGCUCCUCCUCGGGCCUCAACUCGGCCCUGAAUCAGUACAUAACCAACAAGCAGGACAUGCUGGAGCAACUGCGUCCCAGCAGUGGAACGGGCACGGGCACUGGCACGGGUACGGCAACUACGGGCACGGGAACGGGCUCGGUGACGGGCACAACCUCGUCGGGUACCACCAGUGGCCUGGUGACGACGACCACGAAUGGAGCCAUCUACGUGCAUCUGGGCAACUCGGGCUCCUCCAGCUCCUCGUCCUCCUCCUCAUCGUCGUCGUCCUCGUCCAGCAACAACGCGGCCAUCAAUCAGGUGAUCUACGGCUCGUCGCCGGUCGCCGGUCUUCUGCCCCAGAUCGUCGGCCAGGCGGUGUCCAGUCGAGUGCGUCCCGGCCAGAACAACAGGAGGCGUGUCCCCGCCCGCAGGCGGCGGGUCAACAAGAGGCGUGGCAGCAUCAACAACAAUCAGAGGCGUCGCCGGCGGGGCAACAAACGGGGCCGCAACAAGAACAAGGCCCAGGUGAUGGUUGUGCGUCCGAAUCGCGGCUGA